AUGAAUGAGUUGUUGGGAGUACUUUUUAGAACCAAACAACCAGAAGGAACUAUAGGUAUUGUAGUAGGCCCCUCUGUUGAUAGUUUUGAACAUAGAGCUUUUAAAGUGGCAAUAGAAGUUAAAACAUCUGUAUAUCCUAUUAUUAUAGCUA
Racocetra fulgida is the source of this 151-nucleotide messenger RNA. The record is from the annotation of a GenBank genome assembly. Lineage: Eukaryota; Fungi; Glomeromycota; Glomeromycetes; Diversisporales; Gigasporaceae.